ACUGUAAAGACUUUUAUGCAGUGUUCAUUAGGCGAGUUGGGACUUUCUUCUGUGGACGCUAAAGCGAUCAAUUUCAGAUUCGCAGGCUUUGGUAGCAGUUGGGAAGAAACCGUUACCAUUAUAAUCUUUGCGAGGGUUUCAUUGUAGGCUAUUGAAAAACGGACAACGUGUGUUGGUCAGUACAAAAAGUUUAUUAGUCGCGUUACACACUUGAUGUUCAGGAAUCUCCGACAAAUAAUCGCUCUAACAACCUUCUGGUAAUUCAAGCCUUCAGGCUGGAAGAAUACUUAAUUUGGCGCAGAGCCAAGUAAUCUCGGAAAUAGAAAUGAAAAUAACAUUUGGGAGCCUCUUUCUUCUUCUCCUGACCUACACGAUCAGUGUCCGAGGCGAAAGGGAAAGAAAAAAACGACAAGGUUCUCCGUUUGAUACCUCCCCUGGACAGUUCGGGCCGAGUGUAGAGACACCGUGUAGGACUUCGAAUGGAAAUCCUGGAAUCUGUAAAGUUCCUAGUGGCUGUUUGUUUGCUUUCGACAGCAUAGAAAAUAUACAAGAAUCAGUAUGUUAUCAGUUCAACAAUGCUGUCGGCAUUUGCUGUCCACAAGAUUCAACUGAAAAUCUGCCGCCAAUUCCAUUCGGGAUCCCGACUCUGGAACGACCUAUUCGUGUUAACAUGCCGGAUAUCACCAAUAACGACUUGAAUAUCGCUGGUCGAGCUGGACAAACUGCCCUGACAGAGCUUCAAACUUUAGAAGAAGAGCUUAAACGAUUAGGCUUGGUUACAGAGAGAGGAACUUCAACGUUUAUGCAUCAGGCGUUUUUUGGAACUAAGGACAUUACCCAGAAGCUAGGACGAGAUGGAUUCGUUGGUCUGAGAGCGUCUCAAGAGUUGGCUAAAAAAUUUCAACUGGAUGCUACUCAAGGAAAAGACGGACUAUCAAGCUUCAGUUUGCAGAACACUGUGGUAAACUCAGUUUGUCCAGUUAUACCUCCUUGUCCAUCCACAAAAUACCGCUCUAUAGACGGUAGCUGCAAUAACCUGCAGAACCCCACCUGGGGCAAGUCUUUUACUGCCUUCGUCCGUCUGUUGCGACCACAAUACGCUGAUGGUUUGAACGAGCCUAGGGUUGCUUCUGACGGAUCCCCUCUACCUAGUGCACGAGAAGUCUCCGUUACAGCGUCUCCAGACGCGGACCUUCCUCACCGAAGUCUUACUUUACUUACAAUGCAGUUUGCUCAGUUUCUAGACCAUGAUUUAACCCUAGUGGGUUUAACAAAAGCACGUGAUGGCAGUGGUAUAGUAUGCUGCAAAGAACAGAUUUUAAAGAAUAUCAAGCUACGCCAUCCUGCAUGCUUCGAGAUCGCCAUUUCUAGAAAUGACCCCUUCUUCUCACGCUUUGGUGAAACUUGCAUGGAAUUUGUGAGAUCUCUUCCAGCGCCCCGACCACGUUGUUCUUUUGGGCCACGCGAACAGUUAAAUCAACUUACGGCUUUUAUUGAUGCAUCUAAUGUUUAUGGGUCUACCGAAGAAGAGGAAAGAGACCUUCGUAGUUUCCAAAAUGGCUUGUUGCGUGUUUCUAAGUUAGGGAAUGUUGAACUUCUACCUAAAGAAACUGAUGAGAAUGCAGAAUGCGAAAGAGCUCAGGCCAACUCAAACUUUCUAUGUUUUAAAGCAGGUGACGAGCGAGUUAACGAACAAGUUGACCUAGCUGUUCUCCACACUGUUUUCAUGAGAGAACAUAAUCGGAUAGCCAGACUUUUGUCUUCUCACAAUCCAGGCUGGAAUGACGAGAUUCUCUACCAAGAAGCACGACGUAUAGUCGGUGCCGAGAUGCAACACAUAGUGUUUAACGAAUUUUUACCGUUACUGUUAGGUAGACCGGUAAUGGGGGAAUUUCACUUAUUGUUAAAACCAUACGGAUUUAGCAAAAGUUACGAUCCAGAAAUCAACCCUGCAAUUGCGAACUCCUUCGCUGCAGCUGCUUACCGGUAUGGCCACACGCUUUUGCAGGGCAUGCUGAACCUUGUUGAUAAAGUCAACAACGUGGUGGACAGAUUUCGUCUUUCUUCCUCCUUCUUCAACCCCUUACGUUUGUACACACCUGGAAAUUUUGACAAGUUGUUGCGGGGGCUGGUCAGACAGCCUUCUCAACAGUUUGACUCUCUUAUCACUACAGAGGUAACAAACCGCCUUUUUCAGCCUCCUGGUCAAGAUUUGGGGAUGGAUCUAGUAGCUAUGAACAUCCAACUUGGACGUGACCACGACAUCUAAGGUUAUAAUGCGUGAAGAAAAUUCUGCGAACUACCGACGGUAGUUUAAGGAUCUGAAGCAAUGGAUAAUUUGAAAUCAGCCUUUAGCAAACUUUAUCGGUAUUAUGCUAAUGAUUUCACUACAC
Messenger RNA from Limulus polyphemus (Atlantic horseshoe crab), 2393 nucleotides. Its product is annotated as chorion peroxidase-like. Bases 326 to 2269 code for a protein of 647 amino acids. Gene Ontology annotation, biological process: response to oxidative stress. Gene Ontology annotation, molecular function: peroxidase activity; heme binding. The record is from RefSeq and is a predicted model, not a curated record. Lineage: Eukaryota; Metazoa; Arthropoda; Merostomata; Xiphosura; Limulidae. The transcript is spliced from 15 exons.